GGGAACGUGGAAUGUCUAGAAGGCCCACGUACCAACCCUAAUCGCGUCAGAAUCGCCCCCAUCGGUUGCUCCUUCUACCCAACGGCGCCGCCAUCUUCUCUCCUUCCGCUCCACGCCGGUCCCAAGUUAGCGAUCGCCGUCGCUCGCCAGCGGCCCAGACCAGGCUUCGACCCGAGUAAGAGCUUCAUUGUUCGGUAUGGAAACCGCUCAAGAGUUUCAACGCACAUUCUCCAUUAAAUUAUGGCCUCCCAGUGCAAACACCAGAGCAAUGCUUGUGGACAAGAUGACAAAGAACCUCUCCUCGGAAACAUUCCUCUCCAGGAAGUACGGUCUGUUGAGCAAAGAAGAGGCCUAUGAGAAUGCCAAACGCAUUGAAGACGAAUGCUUCCUUGCUGCAAAUGAGCAUUUUCACAAUGAGCCUGACGGCGAUGGAAGCUCUGCAGUUCAGUUCUACGCGAAGCAAACUAGCAAGCUAAUGUUAGAAGUUCUUAAAACAGGCCCUAGAUCCAAAGAAGAUGUAGAAGCCACUGCGGUUGGUGGGAUCGCAAAACCUGUUGAGACUCUGUUUGACAUAUCCGGUGGGAAAAGGGCAUUUAUAGAGGUGGAAGAGGUCAGGGAGCUUUUCAGGCCGCUAACUGUGCAGGGAAACUCAUACAGCAAAAUUUGCUUAAGCAAUAGAAGCUUCAGUAUCGAUGCAGCUCGCGUUGCAGCGCCUAUUCUGACAUCUCUUAAAGAGCAGCUGACAGAAGUAAACCUGUCAGAUUUUGUUGCCGGAAGACCAGAGGAUGAAGCUCUCGAAGUCAUGAAGAUAUUCUCCUCGGCUCUGGAAGGCACUGCUCUCCGAUAUCUCAACCUCUCUGACAAUGCCUUAGGCGAGAAGGGUGUUCGAGCAUUCGGGGCACUUUUAAAAUCACAAAACUGCUUGGAGGAGCUUUACUUGAUGAAUGAUGGAAUCUCCGAGGAAGCUGCAAAGGCUGUGUGUGAGUUAAUUCCUUCAACCGACAAGCUUACAACGCUCCAUUUCCACAACAAUAUGACUGGUGAUGAGGGUGCGAUAGCUAUUUCUGAACUUCUUAAAUGUUCUCCGUUGUUGGAGGAUUUCAGAUGCUCAUCGACAAGGGUGGGCUCUGAGGGUGGAAUCGAGUUGGCCAAGGCAUUGGAGACUUGCACUCAUUUAAGGAAGAUUGAUCUCCGUGAUAAUAUUUUUGGUGUUGACGCAGGGAUAGCCCUUAGCAAGGCACUCGAAAAGCUUGUUCAUGUCACAGAAAUCUACCUUAGCUAUCUCAACUUGGAGGACGAAGGGUCUAUUGCCAUUGUGAAUGCGCUGAAUAAUUUCGCGCCUUCUUUGCAAGUCUUGGACCUCGGCGGGAAUGAUAUCACUUUAAAAGCUGCCUCAGCAUUAGUCGAUUGCAUCACUGCCAAGGAAUCACUCAGGAAACUCUUCUUGUCCGAGAACGAACUGAAGGACCAGGGUGCAAUUGUCAUCGGCAAAGCAUUGGAAGAUGAUCAUGUUCAACUUGAGGAACUUGACAUGAGUAGCAACAUGAUAAGGAGGGCAGGGGCUAGAUGCUUGGCGCAAGCAGUGUCAACUAAGCCAGACUUCAAGCGGCUGAACAUAAACGGAAAUUUUAUCCCAGAUGAGGGCAUCGACGAGGUUAGGGAAAUAUUAAAGAACGGUAAAAACUCUGAGGAUGUGCUUGGGCCAUUGGAUGAUAAUGAUCCCGAAGGUGAGGACGAAGGGGAAGAGGAUGGCGAUGCGGAAGAGGAGGAUCAAGGCGAAUUGGAGUCUAAACUCCAUCAUCUCAAAGUAGACAAGGAUUAGAUGUUAUUAUCGACGCAAAAACUAGUCUUGCCAUCUAUUUAAGCAAUGUGGCCAUUGCAUUUCAUUUGUUUACUACUUUCGUUGAACAAUGUAGUUUGGUUAGGUAGUGUUGGUUGACUUUGAUUUUAUUUUUUUCCUCUUUCUGAUGGUUAGGGAACAUGAUUUUGGGUUCCCCUUGCCCAGCACUAUGUGCCAUCUUUUGUUGCCUAGUAAUUUGACGAAGAUGACCAUGUUCAUGGAAUCUGAGUUGUUUGUUA
Zingiber officinale is the source of this 2079-nucleotide messenger RNA. RefSeq names its product RAN GTPase-activating protein 1-like. The coding region runs from base 197 to 1822 and encodes 541 amino acids. The transcript is spliced from 2 exons. The record is from RefSeq and is a predicted model, not a curated record. Gene Ontology annotation, molecular function: GTPase activator activity; protein binding. Lineage: Eukaryota; Viridiplantae; Streptophyta; Magnoliopsida; Zingiberales; Zingiberaceae.